AUGUCAGAUUCUAACCUCAGUGAUAACCAUCUUCCAGACACCUUCUUAACAGGGAUCCCAGGGCUGGAGGCUGCCCAAUUCUGGACAGCCAUCCCUUUCUGUGCUAUGUAUCUUGUAGCACUGGCCGGAAAUGCUGGCCUCAUCCUGGUCAUUGCCUUGGACAAUGCUCUUCAUGCACCUAUGUACCUCUUCCUCUGCCUUCUCUCACUCACAGACCUGGCUCUCAGUUCUACCACUGUGCCCAAGAUGCUGGCCAUUUUGUGGCUUCAUGCUGGUGAGAUUUCCUUUGGUGGAUGUCUGGCCCAGAUGUUUUGUGUCCAUUCUAUCUACGCUCUGGAGUCCUCGAUUUUACUUGGUAUGGCCUUUGAUAGAUAUGUGGCUAUCUGUAACCAAUUAAGAUAUACAACCAUUCUCAACCAUGCUGUCAUAGGCAGAAUUGGCUUUGUUGGGAUAUUCCAUAGUGUGGCUAUUGCUUCCCCCUUCAUCUUCUUGCUGAGGUGACUCCCUUACUGUGUUCACCGUGUCACGAUACACACAUACUGUGAGCAUAUGGGCAUUGCCCGACUGACCUGUGCCAACAUCACCGUCCAUAUUGUCUAUGUGACUGUGGCUCUGCUGGCCAUGGGACUGGAUUCCAUCCUCAUUGCCAUUUCCUAUGGCUUUAUCCUCCAUGCAGUCUUCCAUCGUGACACCCAGCACAAAGCUCUGAGUACCUGUGGCUCCCACAUUGGAGUCAUCCUGGUUUUCUACAUCCCUGCCUUCUUCUCCUUCCUCACCCACCGCUUUGGUCACCACCAAGUACCCAAGCAUGUGCACAUCUUUCUGGCUAAUCUCUAUGUUCUGGUGCUUCCUGUGCUCAAUCCUAUUAUCUAUGGAGCUAGAACCAAGCAUAUUUGGAGCUGACUUCUAAAACUGCUUCACCUGGGGAAGAUGUCAGUAUGA
Messenger RNA from Piliocolobus tephrosceles (Ugandan red Colobus), 942 nucleotides. RefSeq names its product olfactory receptor 52D1. The record is from RefSeq and is a predicted model, not a curated record. Gene Ontology annotation, cellular component: plasma membrane. Gene Ontology annotation, biological process: G protein-coupled receptor signaling pathway. NCBI's taxonomy places the organism in Eukaryota, Metazoa, Chordata, Mammalia, Primates, Cercopithecidae. Gene Ontology annotation, molecular function: G protein-coupled receptor activity; olfactory receptor activity.